AUGGAACAGCUAAAGGACGGGGCUGGGCCAGAAGGGAACAACCUGACCCUGCCAUCAGCUGGGACUGAGUCGUGGCCCUCUGCACCCAUCCCAGCCCUGCCACCCCCGUUCCUGAGUGCCCCAGAUCCUGCCCAUCUGGGGCUCCCUGAGAGCCUAGCCUCUGUUACUGUCCCAGUCCGGCUGGACACCCUCUCCUGCCUUCUACAAAGUGCCCUGCUGGGGGCUUACAAUCUCCAGCAGUCCAUGCCCUCCUGCCCCUGCUGCCCCCAGGCAUGGCACACCCAACCAGGCACAGCCCGGAGGCCUCCCAGAGGACGUGGGGGGUGGGAAGUCCGACGCAGGCCAGGCUGUGGCCAGGGCCAGCAGCGAUGGGGCCCUGGGAGAGCUGAACAGUGGGAUAGGGGCUGGGCAGAGGUCCCUGGGGCUGGCCCCAGGACCCCACCCAAAAUGCCAUUGACACUGCCCACCCAGGAUGGGAAGAAGGAAGCCCAAGGUCUGGAACCACCCCCGGACACACCACCUGCCUCAGAAGACUGGGAGACGGAGUACUAG
Messenger RNA from Otolemur garnettii (small-eared galago), 552 nucleotides. It is a transcript of the gene CUNH19orf84, whose product is annotated as chromosome unknown C19orf84 homolog. The record is from RefSeq and is a predicted model, not a curated record. The transcript is spliced from 2 exons. NCBI's taxonomy places the organism in Eukaryota, Metazoa, Chordata, Mammalia, Primates, Galagidae. The coding region runs from base 1 to 552 and encodes 183 amino acids.